CUCUCCAGCCAAAUCUAUAAAGUUCUUCGCACCCCGCCGCGUCUUCCUCAAUCCUCAUCAUCAUCAUCAUCGCAUCCAUUGAUCUAUCGUAUUGUAUCGUACCGUCUCGUCUCGUCAACUCGCACAGCUUCAACUACUCCAACCCUUUUCGAACAUCCCCUUUUCUCCAUCGUUUCACCGGCACUCACACUUCGAGUCCGGUACCUCAAAAGUCGCAAACACGUUCUCCACUCUCCUCAACUCCGUUCACCACCCCCAUAACGGUAGCAACCGCUCAGCUCCUUCCGGCGGGUGUUCCGAUUUAAUAUUCUCCAUCUAAAAUCUCUCCUACCACCUCCAAAAUCAUCAUCAUGGCCCCUCACGCAAACGGCGAUGGCAGCAACGGCUCUGUUGCUGCCCCCGCUCAUACCGGUCGUGAUCUCUUCGUGGUCCAAUCUCCCAAUGUCCAGUACACGGAGGACACCAUCAAGUCCACAUACACGUACCUGACCACCAAGGUCGCCAAGGCGGCCGACACCGGCAAGUACAUCGCUCAGCCCGUUGAGACCAAGUACGACUUCAAGGUGGACCGCAAGGUCGGCAAGGUCGGAUUGAUGCUUGUCGGUUGGGGUGGAAACAAUGGUUCCACCGUCACCGCUGGUAUCAUCGCCAACCGCAACGGCCUCACCUGGGAGUCACGUGAGGGCCAGAAGAAGUCCAACUACUACGGUUCCGUCAUCAUGGCUUCGACUCUGAAGCUCGGAAAUGAUGCCGAGACCGGAGAGGAGGUCUACAUUCCCUUCCACGACGUCCUGCCCAUGGCCCACCCCAACGACCUCGUUCUCGGUGGUUGGGACAUCAACGGCAUGAACCUUGGCGAUGCCAUGGACCGUGCCGCCGUCCUCGAGCCCGACCUCAAGAGGCAGGUUCGCGCCGAGAUGGAGAAGAUGGUGCCACUUCCCAGCAUCUACUACCCCGACUUCAUCGCCGCCAACCAGGAGGACCGUGCCAACAACCUCCUCACCGGCACCAAGGCCGAGCACCUCGAGAAGAUCCGCGGUGACAUCCGCAACUUCAAGGAGUCCAACAGCCUCGACAAGGUCAUCGUCCUCUGGACCGCCAACACCGAGCGUUACGCCGAGAUCAUCCCCGGCGUCAACGACACCGCCGAGAACCUCCUCAGCGCCAUUGAGUCGUCCCACGACGAGGUCUCCCCCUCCACCGUCUUCGCCGUCGCCUCGAUCCUCGAGGGCGUCCCCUUCAUCAACGGUUCCCCGCAGAACACCCUCGUUCCGGGCUGCAUCGAGCUCGCCGAGCAGAAGGGUGCAUUCGUUGGAGGUGACGACUUCAAGUCGGGCCAGACCAAAAUGAAGUCGGCCCUCGUCGACUUCCUGAUCAACGCCGGUAUCAAGCUGACCUCGAUCGCUUCCUUCAACUUCCUCGGCAACAACGACGGUCUCAACCUCAACGCGCCGCAGCAGUUCCGCUCCAAGGAGAUCUCCAAGUCCAACGUUGUUGACGACAUGGUCGCCGCCAACUCGAUCCUCUACGCCAAGGACGAGCACCCCGACCACACCGUCGUGAUCAAGUACAUGCCGGCGGUCGGCGACCACAAGCGCGCUAUGGAUGAGUACUACGCCGAGAUCUUCAUGGGCGGCCACCAGUCGAUCUCGAUGACCAAUAUCUGCGAGGACUCUCUGCUCGCGUCCCCGCUCAUCAUCGACCUCUGCGUCCUUGCCGAGCUGAUGACGCGUAUCUCGUGGAAGUCGAGCUCCACCUCUGGAGCUGCUACUAAGGAGUACAAGGGCUUCCACUCCGUCCUGAGCAUCCUCUCGUACAUGCUCAAGGCUCCCUGCACCCCCGCUGGUACCCCCGUCAUCAACUCGCUCGCUAAGCAGCGCGCUGCCAUGUCCAACAUCUUCAGGGCUUGCGUCGGGCUCGCUCCCGAAUCGGAUAUGACUCUCGAGCACAAGCUCUUCGCUUAGACGAAGUCGGAUGUCCUAUGGGACCGCGAUUGAUGUGAAGGAAGGGAUUGGGAUCGGGUGGUGGAUUUGAGUUGUAUUUCUUUGCAGUAGCUAGCUAGUUGAAGGGGGUGGUAAAUGGAAAUCUACAUACGAGUCGGCAUUGCGCUUCGGCGCGGUAUCGGCUCCUAUUACUCCGCAA
Molecule: messenger RNA, 2142 nt
Organism: Tricharina praecox
Lineage: Eukaryota; Fungi; Ascomycota; Pezizomycetes; Pezizales; Pyronemataceae
Product: myo-inositol-1-phosphate synthase
Exons: 2
Coding region: 351-1964 (537 amino acids)
Biological process (GO): phospholipid biosynthetic process; inositol biosynthetic process
Cellular component (GO): cytoplasm
Molecular function (GO): inositol-3-phosphate synthase activity
Source: RefSeq, a predicted model, not a curated record